UGGCGGCGGCGUCGCUAGUGGAGGUGACGUAUUUCCGCUCCUGAGUUGUAUAGGAAGCGACAGACUAGCAUUCCACCUAACUAUAGAAAACAGAAUCCUUUACAGUGAGGUUCUCUCCUGGUUAAGUAAAGGCUUAAUAAUUAAUCAAGACCUUGUUUUUUUUGACUAAAGUUCAUCCUUGAUUUUUUUAAACUCUUGGAUCCACCUGCUACUUUUCAAAGUAUUUAAGAACAAGACUAUACAACCUAUACAGCAAACCUGAAUUCAUGAUGGAUCUGAGAUAUUUUGUGAAGAUCUCUCUGACUAUGGCUUUAGUGCAGCCGCUUCUCAUGCAUGUGUCCAUCACAGAAGCUUUAUUUGCUACUCUGCUGCUGUUUUUUGGUUAUUUACCUGUUCUCCAUCAGCUCCAGCCUCAGGAUGAGGGAAAAUAUCCUCCGGGACCCAAACCGCUGCCACUGCUGGGAAACCUGCACAUGCUCAACCUCAAGAAAACCUACAUGAGCCUUUGGGAGCUGUCAAAACAAUAUGGGUCGGUUUACACGGUGCACUUUGGCCCCAAAAAAGUGGUAAUAUUGGCAGGAUACAAGGCUGUCAAACAGGCACUAGUGAACCUUUCAGAGGAGGUUGGAGACAGAGAUAUUACACCCAAAUUUAAUGAUUUCAAUGAUGGAUUUGGUACGAAUUCAUUGUAUAUGUAUUAUCAUGGUAAAUCUCCAUGGUAUUAUGAACUGAUACAAUACCAUCACAGUACUGUUUUCAAAUGAGAAACAAAGAUUAGGCAUGUGAUACAAUAAUCACAAAGAACUCACAACCAUUUAAAUUCAACUUGAUAACAUUAAAGGAUAAAUGAUUCCUCUGCAGGGAUCUCGUUUUCCAAUGGUGAAAACUG
Messenger RNA from Cyprinus carpio (common carp), 889 nucleotides. Its product is annotated as cytochrome P450 2K6-like. Gene Ontology annotation, molecular function: iron ion binding; heme binding; oxidoreductase activity, acting on paired donors, with incorporation or reduction of molecular oxygen, reduced flavin or flavoprotein as one donor, and incorporation of one atom of oxygen. The coding region runs from base 267 to 764 and encodes 165 amino acids. Lineage: Eukaryota; Metazoa; Chordata; Actinopteri; Cypriniformes; Cyprinidae. The transcript has 2 exons. Gene Ontology annotation, cellular component: cytoplasm; intracellular membrane-bounded organelle. The record is from RefSeq and is a predicted model, not a curated record. Gene Ontology annotation, biological process: xenobiotic metabolic process.